Molecule: messenger RNA, 1217 nt
Organism: Sinocyclocheilus rhinocerous
Lineage: Eukaryota; Metazoa; Chordata; Actinopteri; Cypriniformes; Cyprinidae
Product: malonyl-CoA decarboxylase, mitochondrial-like
Exons: 4
Coding region: 80-1066 (328 amino acids)
Biological process (GO): malonyl-CoA catabolic process; acetyl-CoA biosynthetic process; fatty acid biosynthetic process
Cellular component (GO): peroxisomal matrix; mitochondrial matrix
Molecular function (GO): malonyl-CoA decarboxylase activity
Source: RefSeq, a predicted model, not a curated record
UUAAGACACCCCGGAAGUGGAUGUGAAUUGCAACACUAUAUACAAGGUUUAUUUUGGUGCGUAUUUUGUCAGGCGCGCAAUGACACCUUUCCACUUAUGUACAGCCGCGCGCUCUUUGCUAAAGUCUUAUCGACACAGAGCAGUGUUAAAAACGGUCCAGGGACUUAGGGUGUGGGAGUUCAGAAACAUGUAUCAUCCAUGUACUUCCAUCAUCGCAGUGCACAACAGCAUGGAUGAGAUCCUGAGAAAGACAGUGGCCCCAUUGCCCAGCUAUGAGAUGAGAGACAAAUCUCCACCUCCACCUGAAUCCAACAGUCUGGAGUUCAUGCACUUCUACAAGAGUUUAGAGAAAGAGCAAAAGCUGGACUUUCUCGAGAAGCUUUCUCAUGAUUUCGGGGUAGAUCACAGAUGGGCUUCGGACCUGGCUGCGAAGUUGCUGGACACUCAGGGGCGGGAUGUGGCCACCAUCCUGCAGGUGGAGGACAGGUUACGGUACAGUUUAACACCCCGGUACCGACAGCUGCUCACGCACAUCAGCAAGGUUCAGGGCGGGGUGAAGUUUCUGGUGGACCUCAGGGCAGAUCUCAUCGAGUUUGCGUCCUCAAAAAUGAGUGACAGCCCACAUAUGAGGGAUCUGAACAGCACUCUGAAGAGUCUUCUGUCAGAAUGGUUCUCUGUUGGCUUACUCCGACUGGAAAGAAUCACUUGGCAGUCCACAUGCGAGAUCCUUCAGAAGAUCAGCCAGUACGAGGCGGUCCAUCCUGUGCGGAACUGGACGGAUAUCAAACGCAGAGUGGGGCCGUACCGGAGAUGUUACGCCUUCACCCACGCUUCCAUGCCUGGAGAGCCACUGGUGGUGCUGCACGUUGCCUUAACUGAGGACAUAGCAAAUAAUAUCCAGGGAAUUGUAAGAGAGUUUUCCACUCUAGAUGCGGAUGAAGAUGUUAACAAGAUCAAUGCUGCCAUCUUCUACUCCAUCUCCUCCACUCAGGCCGGAUUGCAGGGGGUGGAGCUUGGAAACUACCUCAUCAAGAGGGUGGUCCGAGAACUGCAGGUGGGCAAAUGAAUGAGAAAAUGAAUCAUAAAAGUGAUGUUUAUCACAGCUGUUUGAAGAAUUUUUGCAGUGGAAUAUCUGUAGAUAAAUAAUAAAUGCUAGGAAAACAGUCUGCUAUUUAUAUGGUAGAGUCAAGCAGGAUUUUCAACCUUUUUGAUAUGAA